Arctia plantaginis is the source of this 4269-nucleotide messenger RNA. Lineage: Eukaryota; Metazoa; Arthropoda; Insecta; Lepidoptera; Erebidae. The record is from the annotation of a GenBank genome assembly.
AUGUCAUGGCAACUAAACCUGCAUAGGAAAUUUCUUUCAUUUUCACAUUCACAGAAUCUAGGAUUGUCGCUGUCACCGUUCGUGCGGCAUUGGCAGGUGGCUGCGUAUGCGCCGCUGGGCGCUCACCGACACCGACGCGCUGCACCACCCGCGCGCUCGCCCCCUCCACCGCCAGUAAGGCUUUCCUUCCACGCUCAUAACAGAGAGUUUAAGCUGGUGCUAAAGCCUGAUUCCAGCUCUGUUUUCUCGGACGAUGUACAAUUUCAUUCGACGAGUGGUCAGCUGGACUACAAUCCUUCACACGUCUACUCCGGGAAGCUGGAAGGUGACGAAUCCUCUCAUGUCUACGGUGUCAUUACAUCUGAGGGCCUCUUUGACGGUACAAUUUGGACGCCUACAGAAGAAUACUACGUGGAGCCAAUUUCUAGGUAUAACGUUGACCAGCCAUCUAUGCACAGUGUGAUUUACCGAAGAUCGGAUGUCCAGCACCCGCAUGGCACCAGUGAAGGAGCGCCUUGCGCAUCACAUCUUCUCCAUUUGAAGAGAACAUCAGGCCAAGAGGUUGAAUUAUUUAACUUCACUGACCAGCAAAUUGUAAAAACUUCUAAUUUAAAUAAUGUUACGGAAGAUUUACGCAGUGAAUUACACAGACGAAAAAAACGAUGGCUACCCGAAGACGAAAUGCAAGAUGAUGAGCCAAAAACUAACCCCGAUAUACCUUUAGACUUAGACGUUCCUUACACUAGCAACAACGAAGCAACCGAUAAGUUAAGCACUCGAAAACCCAAAACCAAAAUCGAUAAAAGUAACCUCAUAAUUAAAGCGCGACCCGAUUCUGAAGAAUCCAGACCAAAGCCAAAGACUCACGUUGAAGUAAUAAAAACUAAGGCAGGUGUUGUGACUGUUAGCAAGGAUAUAGUUAAGAAAGAACCUAUAGGUUACACAGUGUUGUCUGCAAACGGGACUGACGAUGGAAGACAUGUGAAUAAGAGAGCUACGGUAGAUCCAAGAAAAACCACAUGCCUCGUGUACUUGCAAGCAGAUCACAUGUUCUAUCAACGAUACGGCUCGGAGGAAGCUUGUAUAGAAGUCAUGACACGCCAUGUUCAGAAAGUUAAUGCAAUUUACAAAGUAACAGACUUUAAUCAAGAUGGAAAACCGGACAACAUCACCUUUAUGAUCAAACGCAUAAAAGUUCAUACGUUAGACGCUCUAAAAGAUCCUGCCUACAGGUUUCCCAAUAACUACGGAGUUGAAAAGUACUUGGAACUUUUUUCAGAGGAGGAUUACGAUGCCUUCUGCUUGGCGUACAUGUUCACGUAUCGGGACUUCGAAAUGGGUACAUUGGGCUUGGCAUGGACCGGUGAUCUCAAAAACGCGGGUGGAGUGUGUGAAAAAAAUGGGCAUUAUCGUGGGAGUAUGAAAUCUCUGAACACAGGCAUCGUGACACUACUAAACUACGGAAAGCACGUGCCCCCAGCCGUCUCCCAUGUUACCCUGGCUCACGAAAUUGGUCAUAAUUUUGGAUCACCCCAUGACCCUGAAGUGUGUACACCGUUUGGUGAAGAUGGGAACUACAUCAUGUUUGCCAGAGCCACCAGCGGCGAUAGAAAGAACAACAACAAAUUCUCGCCGUGCUCCCUCAGAGCCAUUGACCCGGUGCUUAACAACAAAGCCAGGUCUCCAAAAGGUUGCUUUACUGAACCUCAACCAGCGAUUUGUGGCAAUGGGGUGGUCGAAGAAGGUGAAGAAUGCGACUGCGGUUGGGCUUCAGAAUGUACUGAUGUUUGCUGUCGGCCACAAGCUUCAAGACCCCACUACAAACCCUGCACACUCACUGAACAUAGUGUAUGCAGCCCAAGUCAGGGUCCAUGUUGCACGGCGUCAUGCACUCUCAAAUUCGGUGAUAAAUGUCGCUCUGAUAAUGGCUGUCGAGAUGCGGCGUUCUGCGACGGCAAGCGAGCUGCGUGCCCUUCAAGCAGACAUAAACCUAACAGGACAAGAUGUGAUAAAGAACUUGUUUGUUAUAUGGGGGAGUGCACCGGUUCAAUAUGCCUUGCCUAUGGUUUGGAAUCCUGUCAAUGUGCUCCGCGAAAGGACGAUCCUCGGUCAGCUUGCGAGUUAUGCUGCCGCAAGCCUGGGGGCCCCUGCUUAUCCUCAUUCGAUUGGAACUCCUCGCCAUAUGAUGUACCCGACAUGUAUGCCAAACCAGGCACGCCAUGCAAUGAUUACAACGGGUACUGCGACGUGUUCCAACGUUGCCGCGAGGUGGACCCGUCAGGCCCCUUGGCAACGCUACGCAAGUUGCUAUUGUCAGAUGAAAGCAUCGCUGGCUUCAAAAGAUUUGUGCUGAAGCACUGGUACGCCGUGGUGCUCAUCUUGCUAGCUGUUAUUGGAUUACUGAUUGCAAGUACACGUUUCCUUGGGCGUCACGGCAAGAAGCUGAAAUCGGUGACAAUAAUCCACUCAUCCACGACAGAAACUGUUCGCUUACCAGAUGCACCUGAUCAGGGCCUAAUCGUUCAUACAGCCGUAAGGUCAAAACUACCUCUUAAGAAGAAAGUGGCUUUAAGAACUCGAGCCUACCGAAACAAAAAAGAUCUUAAAAAGCAAGGGGACAAAGCGUCUCCUGUUCACAGCGCCAAUAAAAAGAGGAAACCAAGUAAUCAAUCAAAAUUGGAAGAAGCUCCGAAAAUAACAAAAGAAAGCACAGCAAUUAUCACAAAUUCAGAAGGAAAAUCACCCAAACAUGUUAUACUUUCGAAACACAAGAGCAAAGUAAAAAAACGAAAAACUAAAAUGAAAAAAGAAACAAUAGAUUACAGUGGAAUGCAAAAGCAUCCUUCUUCACCCGUCAAAGACCCUGAGGCUUUGAGUAAGGUACAAAGAUGGUUAUUGAGCUCGCCACAGCCGACAGCUAUACCCAAAUCGAAAUCGAUUCCCCUAGGACUCACAGAACGAACUCGUAGACAAAUUCAAAAGGGUACAAGAAAAACCAGACCGUCCAAGAGCGCCUCUAACCUUCUGUCCGGUGAAAAGGCUAGACUCCAAGUUGUGUUCAAACCUCCCUUUAGAUUCAGUCUUAAAAUUUGCAAGAGUGAUAAGACAAAGGUCGUACUAGAUAAAUCAUCUAAGCCUGACGUGGAAAGGAAACGACACGAUGUCCCAUCUCAACAGACUUCCGCAGAUGUCACAAAAGAAAAUUCAUCGAGUAAAACAUCAAAGCAAUCUAAUUCCAGAAAUGUAGAAAGCUUACAACCAGUUUCCAGUGCUUCUAAGAUCGAAAAACCGCUGAAUCGUGAAAAGCAAAAUCAUGGUUACGCAAACUUACUCCCUCGAAGUGCCAGUGACUGUAAAUUAACAAAGAUGCCAGAUAUUAAAUUUCGAGGUGGACACAAAAAGAGCAACUCGGUAGGUCAGAGAAAAGGUACGACAGAGAGCCGUCAAAACCUUAUAGCGCAGGAAGAGUUUGACAACGCACAUGUUUAUGAAAAUGUGGUAAUGUCACAAGAAGCCUUCAUUCCUAAGAGCUGUAGUAUGCCCCGCCGUCAGGCUGGUGUUGGCAUAUCUCGGCAAAGCAGCUACGGUCAUUUACCUAGACCCCAAAUCCGCCCACAUAGACAUAGUACAAACAAUAUAAGCAGAUCCAGAAACAACAGUGCUUCUGAGCUAGAACAUUUUUAUAAUGUUAUCGAGUCUCUACGACGCAACAACGUAAAAGAUGUCGACACAUGCAACACUAACACGACCAGUUCGUCCGGCAGUAGUCGACACGACAGCGUAUUACUUCAAAAUAGUUCGAGUUCCUAUCAGGGUGGUAGUAGAACCUCCAGACAAAAUAGUCUAGUCGAUAAACCUACACGCUCGAGCCCGACCGAUUCUUCGAAAGUUAUAAGGCAUUUCAGUGAAGCCGAACUACCUAAAUCGCACGGUGAUAAUGGACUUAGGGGCUUUCAACUAGUCGUUGGGAAGGAGAAAUUAAAAAGACAACUGAGUGAUAAUGAGCUGUGUAAAUCUCGCGUUCAGUUGGCGAUGCCGAUGUCGGCGGGCGCGGAGCCGCGGCAGCCCUUCUGCUGGAACAAGCGCGCCAGCCUCGACUGCGAGGCGUCCCUGGCGGCCGCCCCUCGCGUACCCAACUCCCGCUCCAAGAAACAGACUACAUAUACGUUCGGUGAACUCAAGAACGCCGUCCCCGACUCGACAGAUGCGUCGCCCGCCGAAGACGUCCAAAUUUCCCCCGAGGAGUUCUUGAACAUUAUCGAUAAUUAA